Messenger RNA from Helianthus annuus (common sunflower), 630 nucleotides. RefSeq lists its product as uncharacterized. The transcript is spliced from 2 exons. The record is from RefSeq and is a predicted model, not a curated record. The coding region runs from base 1 to 630 and encodes 209 amino acids. Lineage: Eukaryota; Viridiplantae; Streptophyta; Magnoliopsida; Asterales; Asteraceae.
AUGACCUGUCUUCUAGAGAAAGAUGUUCCAUUCGUCUUUGACGAGGAAUGUCUUAAGGCCUUCAACUUCUUGAAGGAACAGCUUAUGAGUGCACCUAUUCUUAUCUCGCCCGACUGGAACUUGCCCGUUGAGCUCAUGUGCGAUGCGAGUGACUAUGCCGUUGGAGCGGUAUUAGGACAAAGAAAGGACAAGCACUUCCACCCCAUAUACUAUGCGAGCAAAACGUUAAAUGAUGCUCAAGAGAACUACACCACCACGGAGAAAGAACUCUUAGCCGUAGUCUUUGCUUUCGACAAAUUCCAGUUCGAAAUCGAAAUUAGAGACAAGAGAGGGGCCGAAAACGUAGCAGCCGAUCAUCUUUCACAUUUAGAGGACCCUAGGAGAGAGGAGAUUCGUGAGGAAGAGAUAGGAGACACAUUUCCUCACGAGUCUAUUGAGUUUGUAGAGGCCGAAAAAGAGGGAUUGCCUUGGUUUUGUGACUUAGCGAACUAUCUAUCUAGUGGCAAUAUUGUGAAGGGAAUGACCAGACAACAAAGGAGGAAAUUCCUUAGUGAGUCAAAGAAGUAUGUGUGGGAUGAUCCUUUUCUCUUUAGAAAGGGGGAGAUAGGAUACUUAGGCGGUGCGUGUUGA